CCCUCCCCCUCUCGGCCGCCCUUCCUGCCUCUGCACCUUUCGCACAUCUCGCACAGCCGCACACGUGCACACCCGCACGCACGCAUACACGCACGCAUACACACCAUGACCGAUACCGGACCAACGCCCCGAGAGGAGAACGCCCCUCGGCCGGAGUCGCCGGUCGCCCGCCAGCCGAUCCCCACCAUCGAGACGCUCAUUGAGCGUGAGCGCAGUAUCCCCUUCUUCGAGCGACUGAAAAUGGCGGUCGCUUCCAUUCGGCCCUCGGAGGACCUCGCCCGUAUUGGCUCCAUCCCCUGUGCCCGGGAGAGUCUCCUUUACGGCAUCUCUACGUCGGUCAUUAUUGGCGCCUGUGCCCUGCUCUCCAAGCGCCCCAUCAUCAAGGCUGUCAACUACUCGAUUCUGUCCUUCGGCCUUGUGUCGAUUACGUCCUGGGAAUACUGCCGGUACCAUUGGCGGAUCCGCGACCGCCAGCACCGGUUGAUUGGUGAGCUUGGCGAAAUGCUCCAGGCCCGCCAGGAGGCCAAGCGGCUGGCCGGCGAGGAGUACGCCCUUCCGCUGCGCCCGAUCAAGCCCCAGGCCAAGCUGGAGUCCGUCACCGCGGCGAUUGAUGCCCAUACGGCCGCCAUGGCCGCCGCCGCCGCCGCCGCUGACGAGUCCACCCCGGAGGUCGCUGCCGCCGCCGCCGAGGACGUCCCCAAGGCCCCUCCGUCCACCUAG
Molecule: messenger RNA, 720 nt
Organism: Fonticula alba
Lineage: Eukaryota; Rotosphaerida; Fonticulaceae
Exons: 4
Coding region: 106-720 (204 amino acids)
Biological process (GO): mitochondrial respiratory chain complex IV assembly
Cellular component (GO): mitochondrial inner membrane; mitochondrion
Source: RefSeq, a predicted model, not a curated record